Messenger RNA from Cajanus cajan (pigeon pea), 2702 nucleotides. The record is from RefSeq and is a predicted model, not a curated record. Lineage: Eukaryota; Viridiplantae; Streptophyta; Magnoliopsida; Fabales; Fabaceae.
ACAUUUUCAACAGGAGUCACUACUUUCACUGCGGGUCAUCCUCUCUCUAUCUUUUCUUUCUCCGCACAUUCCAUUUUGCACACUCAAAUUCAAUCCAUUUGCUUUCAUUCUCAUCCUUAUGUCCAAAUCCUGAAUCCUUAAAACACUUUUUCAGUUUCCAUUUCACUUGCUGGUGGCAAUGGAGGGUACCCUUUUCCCCAAUAGGCCACUUUUACCAGCAGCUCCUGCACAAAGACCAACACAAACUUUGAAAUUCAAGCCCAUUUCUUUUCCUCCACAAUCCCCUUCACCAUCACCACCUCCUUCUUUUCAAUUGGAUUCCCUUCUCCAACAUCUUCAGCAUCUCUCUUCAGUUCCCAUCACCGCUCAGCCACCUUCUCAGAGUGACACCACCCAUUUUAGUUCCCUUCAUUCAAAGCACCCCACUUCAGCUUCUGCCCCCAUAUUUGAUCAGAACCAAUUUGAUGAUUCAAAGUUUGGAUUUUUAUCAGACAGAGGUAAGUUGCUGCUCAGUUCAAUUGUUGGGUCACCUUUGCAUGAAUUGAAUGGUUUUUUCAACUCUGCUGAGUUUGAGUUGCUUGAGGUUGAUUUUCCCAGCCUGUUGAAAGCCUUGGACCUUUCUGGGAACUGGGAAAGGGCGCUUUUGCUGUUUGAAUGGGGUUGGUUGCAUUUUGGGAGUCGUCAAAAUUUGAGGUUGGACAAUCAGGUUGUUGAAUUGAUGGUUAGGAUAUUGGGGAGAGAGUCACAGCAUUCAAUUGCAUCUAAGUUGUUUGAUUUAAUUCCUGUGGAGGAAUACUCGCUUGAUGUCCGUGCUUACACCACCAUUCUUCAUGCGUAUGCUCGAACGGGGAAGUAUAAACGGGCUAUUGACAUGUUUGAGAAGAUGAAGGAGAUUGGUCUUGAUCCAACUUUGGUCACUUACAAUGUUAUGCUUGAUGUUUAUGGCAAGAUGGGUCGUUCUUGGAACCGAAUCUUGGAGUUGUUGGAUGAGAUGAGGGGUAAAGGGCUUGAGUUUGAUGAGUUUACUUGCAGCACUGUGAUCUCUGCUUGUGGGAGAGAGGGUAUGCUAGAUGAAGCAAGGAAGUUUUUGGCUGAUUUGAAAUUGAAUGGUUAUAAACCAGGAACUGUUACGUAUAACUCUUUGCUGCAGGUUUUUGGAAAAGCUGGAAUUUACACUGAGGCCUUGAACAUCUUGAAAGAAAUGGAGGAUAAUAAUUGCCCUCCUGAUUCUGUUACAUACAAUGAGCUUGCAGCAACGUAUGUAAGAGCUGGGUUUCUUGAUGAAGGGAUGGAUGUCAUAGACACAAUGACAAGCAAAGGAGUAAUGCCAAAUGCUAUUACUUAUACCACUGUAAUUGAUGCCUAUGGUAAGGCAGCAAGGGAGGAUGAGGCGUUAAAGUUGUUCAGCAAGAUGAAGGACUCAGGUUGUGCUCCCAAUGUAUACACAUACAACUCUGUUCUUGCCAUGCUAGGCAAGAAGUCAAGAUUCGAAGACAUUAUUGAGGUUCUCUGUGAGAUGAAAUCGAAUGGAUGUGCUCCUAAUCGCGCCACAUGGAACACCAUGCUUGCUGUAUGUGGCGAGGAGGGUAAGCACAAUUAUGUUAAGAAGGUCUUGAGGGAAAUGAAAAACUGUGGAUUUGAGCCUGACAAAGACACAUUCAAUACAUUGAUUAGUGCAUACGCUCGGUGUGGAUCUGAAGUUGAUUCUGCAAAAAUGUAUGGGGAAAUGGUUAAAGCAGGCUUUACUCCAUGUGUAACAACUUACAAUGCUCUUCUAAAUGCCCUUGCUCGGCGAGGCGAUUGGAAAGCGGCUGAAUCUGUCGUUCAGGACAUGCGGAUGAAGGGCUUUAAGCCUAAUGAAACUUCAUACUCACUGUUGCUCCAUUGUUAUUCCAAGGCUGGGAAUGUCAAGGGGAUUGAGAAGAUUGAGAAAGAAAUUUAUGAUGGUCAUGUCUUUCCUAGUUGGAUACUUUUGAAAACCCUUGUCCUAUCAAACCACAAGUGCAGAGACCUUAGGGGAAUGGAGAGGGCAUUUGAUGAACUGCAAAAGUAUGGAUACAAACCUGAUUUGGUUGUAAUUAACUCCAUGCUUUCAAUGUUUGCCCGGAACAAGAUGUUUUCAAAGGCCCGCGAAAUGCUGCAUUUUGUUCACGAAACUGGAUUGCAGCCAAAUCUUUUCACUUAUAACAGCUUGAUGGAUUUGUAUGUCCGAGAGGGUGAGUGUUGGAAAGCAGAAGAAGUGCUCAAGGGAAUUCAAAACACUGGUCCAAAGCCAGAUGUUGUUUCUUAUAAUACUGUUAUCAAGGGAUUUUGUAGAAAAGGGCUCAUGCAGGAGGCUAUUAGAGUUCUCUCAGAGAUGACCACUAAGGGGAUUCAACCAAGUAUAGUUACAUACAAUACUUUCUUGUCAGGCUAUGUAGGAAUGGAGUUGUUUGAUGAAGCAAAUGAAGUCAUUAGAUUUAUGAUUGAGCACAAUUGCAGGCCUAAUGAACUAACUUACAAGAUUGUAGUUGAUGGUUAUUGUAAAGCAGGGAAAUAUGAAGAAGCUAUGGACUUUGUGUCUAAAAUUAAGGAGAUUAAUACCUCUUUUGAUGAUCAAUCUGUGAAAAGACUAGGUUCUUGUAUUAGGGAGAGAGUGGAGUCUGCUUUGUGAACUAUCCUUUUGGUUUUCCAUUUAUAUAUACAUAUAUUUCUUUUAAUAA